CCCCCCCCCCCCCCCAUCUGCACGGAGACAGGAAAACGCCAUGGCAUCGGACGUGAUCGAGAGUGAAGCGGUGCUGAAGGGUGUAAGCGAUGUGGAUUUGAACAAUAGAAGCCCAGAUUGUGUCACACCCAGGAGGACUCACGAGGAGCCGGGAAACAGACUGGCGUCUAGUCCCUCGUCCUCUGGAGUGUCGGGAGAAGUUGACGAGGAGGAAUUAGGCGAAUUAGAAUAUAGCACUGCUUCUACAGUUGAACAUGGCGAAGAGGCACUUCAAGAGAGUCUGUCCAAAACAAGAGGUAACGUUACGCCACAGGAAAGGACACCUCCGGACAAUGAGCAGGAGCAGCCGGGAGCAAGAAGCUCUACCCCGGUGAGCCUUCCCCAGCCCCGCUCACCACCAGGGCCCAUCGGAAGCCUAGAGCGCCAAGAGUCAGUCGCCACAACAGAAGCACGCCUAAGAAUGGAAGGAGUUGAACUGAAGGAAGAGUGGCAGGAUGAGGACUUUCCACGGCCCCUGCCGGAGGAAGAGGAGCUUGAAGAUGAGCUUUUUGCAGGACCGUCUGAAGAAAUAGACCCUGGCUAUGCAGAGGACCACGGCAAGAAGGCAAAGAAGAAGCUCGCAGCUCCUGACAUCAGUCUUACACUUGACCGCAGUGAAGGUUCUCUUCUCUCUGAUGAGCUGGAUGAAAGUACAGAGCUGGACCUCGACGACAUAGACACGCCUUCAGACAAUAGCAAUGAGUUUGAAUGGGAAGACGAUCUCCCCAAGCCGAAAACCACAGAUCUGCUUCAGAAGGGGGUGGAGUCGGUGCAGCAGUACUCCGCCUCGGAGGAGAGGGAGGAGGGGCGGCGCUGGAGGGUGUUUCGUAUCGGAGACCAGGAACACAGAGUGGACAUGAAGGCCAUCGAACCUUACAAGAGGGUUAUCAGCCAUGGAGGUUACUAUGGAGACGGUCUGAAUGCCAUCAUUGUGUUCGCUGUGUGCUUUAUGCCUGAAAGCAAUCAACCAAAUUACAAAUACAUCAUGGACAAUUUAUUCAAGUAUGUCAUUGGCACGCUGGAGCUUUUGGUCGCUGAGAACUAUAUGAUUGUGUAUUUGAACGGGGCAACCUCUCGGAAAAAGAUGCCAACUGUUGGCUGGCUCAGAAAGUGUUAUCAGCAGAUUGAUAGGAGGUUACGGAAGAACUUGAAGUCUUUGAUAAUUGUCCAUCCCUCUUGGUUUAUUCGCACCCUGCUGGCACUCACAAAACCUUUCAUAAGCUCCAAAUUUAGUCAGAAAAUCAAGUAUGUGUUCAGCUUGACAGACCUUGCCGAACUGGUUCCAAUGGAGUAUGUGUCCAUACCAGAUUGUAUCAAGCAGUUUGACGACGAAAAAAAUAGGAAAAGCCGUAAAAGAAUUGACCAGGACAUGCACGGCAAAGUGGAGAUCGCAGCUGCUGCUGUUCCAGAGUGACCCUGCUCGCACUGCAAGAGGAGGAGGAGGAGGAGGAGGAGGAGGAGGAGGAGGAGGAGGAGCUCUCCUACAGCCGUGACUCUUUGCAUCAAGAAAGUGCCUUUUUCAAACUAUGCUGCUUGUCGCACCGUGGAAUGUUUUACAGCCUAAUCUUAAGCAUUUUUCACACAUGCUGUCUGAAACAUUUUUAAUUUAAAAAAAAAAAAAAUUCCUGAAAUAUCAUGUACUUAGCUUAUUGGUGUUCCCUAGUUACUGGUGUAUUUACACGUUAUUUAAAGCACUCUGUUACAAGUGGUUGAUGCAUGUCCUGCUUUAUUACAUUUCAAUAUAUAUUUAUAUUCAAAAGGUGACAAAGGAGAGAAAUUAAUAUAUUUUUAUGGUUGUUCUGAUUUAUAUAAUGCAUUUUAGGUCUCUGACCCAUUGACUGGCGUUUCAUAGAACACGUUUUGACAAACACCCUUUUCAAUGUUCACUGCUGAUGUUCUCUAUCAAAAUCGUGCCUGGGGAAAAUAAAGGUUUGGUUGUUUUUUCUGCGCCUCACUUGAACGUUCCCUCUGACAUUUGUGAGAGCAAAGAUGGAGGUCUUCAUUUUACAUUUUCUUCAAGUAAAGUAAUUGAUCUACA
This is a messenger RNA of Cyclopterus lumpus (lumpfish), 2077 nucleotides long. RefSeq names its product BCL2 interacting protein 2 (gene bnip2). Gene Ontology annotation, cellular component: cytoplasm. The record is from RefSeq and is a predicted model, not a curated record. The coding region runs from base 41 to 1453 and encodes 470 amino acids. Gene Ontology annotation, biological process: apoptotic process. The transcript is spliced from 11 exons. NCBI's taxonomy places the organism in Eukaryota, Metazoa, Chordata, Actinopteri, Perciformes, Cyclopteridae.